CUUCGCGCCGUGAUAGGAAUAGAGGAGGAAAUCGAUUCGAAGCACAUUGCCUCCCGCAGAUCUCUCUCCUCCUCCUCUCUGCUCCGCUCAGAGAAGGAAGAGAGAGAUCUCAGGUUUGUCUGUCUGUUCCAGUCUUUUUCGAAGCGGAGGAAGAUCACGGCCGAGAUGGCGGCAAUCCCUAAAGUUUUAGUGGCCGUUUUGGUUCUCGCCUUGGCGACUGUUGUGCCGUCCGUCCAGGCUCAGGCUCCCGCCCCAUCACCUACCAGCGACGGCACAUCAAUCGACCAGGGGAUUGCUUAUUUGCUAAUGCUUGUGGCCCUGGUUCUCACCUACCUCAUCCACCCCUUGGAUGCCUCCCCCUACAAGCUCUUCUAAGCCUUUCUAGGAUUGCAUUUAUGUCUGUGAGGAAGGGAUUGGUGGUUUGUCUUGCUUGUACUUGCAUUAUCAUGGUGUGGGAUUUGGACAUUUUUUAAUGGAACUAUCAUGUUGAUUUAUCCUAAAUAUUCUUGUUGCUGGUGCA
This is a messenger RNA of Musa acuminata AAA Group (dessert banana), 520 nucleotides long. RefSeq names its product arabinogalactan protein 20. Lineage: Eukaryota; Viridiplantae; Streptophyta; Magnoliopsida; Zingiberales; Musaceae. The transcript has 2 exons. The coding region runs from base 166 to 375 and encodes 69 amino acids. The record is from RefSeq and is a predicted model, not a curated record.